AUGGCGUACGGGUCGCUUCCUUCUUUCGAAGACGACGACGAAAGAAGAAGCACAUCAUCCUCAUCGCGUGCGCAGCGCGGGGAACGAUCGCCCGACGAGGGACAAGAACACGAAGUUAUGAUCGCAUCAUCGGAAGUGAGAUCCUCGGAGAAGACCAGAACGACAGGAAGGAAGAAAUACGUCGCGAUCGCAGUGGUUGGCGCGAUGUGCGUCGCCGGCGUGUCGGCGGGGUCUUCGUCUUCUUCUCCCGCGAGAUUACAUCAUCAGCUCGGAGAUGAGGCCGCGGUUUUCACGGAGAGAAAGGAGCAAAAUUUUCAGCCUUCGAAACUGGCGCGCGCUCGUGUCGCCAUGGCCUCUCUCGGAAAGAAGAACAAACAAGAUUGGCACUGGGAACACAUCGGGAACGGGUAUUACUGUCACAGCAACGCGAAGUACAUUUGCGAGUUUUGGGGAUCGCCGCCGCCUCCGGCGUAUCCGUUUCCGCCGCAGAUGCCGAAUCCUCCGCCGCCGCCGAGUCCAGCGCCGCCGCCGAUGAGUCCGGACGUGCCGUCACCACCGCCGCCACCGCAUCCGAUGCCACCGCCGUUGUGCGCGAGCGAAGCGUUUAACGAAGAUUCGUGCACGGACGAAGUUGUUGUGAAGAAGUGCACGAGUAAAGUGAGCGAAAAUAACAACAAUAACAACAACAACGCCGACGCCAAGGCGACGCCUCAAUUAGGCGAGGAGAAGUGCGAAGACGUGAAAGUCCCGGUGUUGGGGUAUUGUUCCAUGCAAUCCGCGUUGCACAAAAUUCAGUGUCAAGUGGACCAGACACCGUCGGCGCACUUGGCGCAGUCGUUGGAAAACUUGUGCACGGAAUUGCCGGCGAAGAUUGACGCCGUCGCGAACUUUACGAUGUCUAGAAUGUUCCCGACCGAUCCGAACGUUUUAGCGGAAGCGUUCAACUCGAGAUUCGCAGCAUCUGCUACGGCCUCGUUGGGUGGUUCAUCUUCUUCUCCGUCGUUAAUCGGCGCUGAAGAAAUGUUGGACAUUUUCGAUCCGGAUAACGAACACGUGUUCAGAGACUCUAUUCGUAAACUGUUGCGAGGCGAGCCCGGGGUCGCGGACAAGAACAGCAAAGGUCACGAGAUUGCCCCGUUGGGUCGCUCAGCGCACCAGUUGGGCGAGCAAGCGUUGAUUGCCACCUUGGGCGGCAGAGAAACGUGCUUCUCUGUCCCGGUGGAUACGUUCCCGCACCACGAAAUGUCCGGUCAAUUCGAAAUGGAAUGGCCGCAAAAGUUGCACGCUUCUGAGUAUCGCCCGUCGAUGUUCCGAGCGCAAUUGUUGUCCCCGGAAUUCGUUUCGUGCAUCACGAUGAAUAAGUUUGAGAUUCCGAUGGAAGUCGCGCGAGGUAUCGUGGACACGUACCGGACGUACUUCAAACCAAUCAUAACCAAAUCGUUGGCGCAAGUCAACGACGCGACGUGCGGGAACAACAACCAAAUGGGAAGAUCGUCUAGAAUGGGUAAAAAUGAAGCGUCGCAAUCGAAAGAUUCUAUCGAAAAGAUUAAAGCGUUUACCGAGGAAGGUUUGGCCGGCGCCGCGAAGAAGAAGACGGUGGUCGGACGAAGUUUGUUGAGCAGCAGUUUAGAAGAGAAAACGAAGCCAAAGACGUACUUAAGAACGACGACGCAAAUUCCAACCGUAGAUUUGAGAGGUGCGGCGGAUAUUAUCCAACGCGAAGCGAACAUGGGCGGUUCCGUUGACCACGCUUCGUUGGUCGAGGAACGCAUCAUGUUGAAGAUCAACAACUUGCGCGCGCAGUUUCAAAAGGACCCGUUGCAAGACAAAGCGUUCACCCAGAAGAAAAAAUCCGAGGCUGAGAAGAAACACUCCUCCAGAUCUCUUUUGAACGUGGAUAAUUACAACGAAGCCAUGGAAUCUGCGAGAAUGUCCUUUACGAACGCGUUGAAGAACACGAGAAACGUCGAUUACGAAGCUGAAUUGGCGACGUCUAUCAACUUCAAAGCGUCCUUCAAAGCCGCGAACACCAUGUUCAAACACGGCGAUUUAUUCGAUUUGACGGAUACUGGACCACCGGUGAUUAACAAAGAAGAGAUGAUCUCCUUGGGCGUGCCGGGCGUGUACAUGAAGACCAACUUAGCGGCGAGGUUCCGCAUGCCGUAUUACUUCAAAGCAGACGUGCCGGGUGAAAUCAACUUCCACGUCAAGGGUGACGUGCGCUAUAAAAUUAAGGUUUCCAACAAUACCGCCGCGGUAGAGUUCUUAGGAUCUACGAUUCAAGCCGAUCCGGAAGAUAUCACGUCCUCCGUCGUCGGAUCCUUGCAACUCGGCACUUCGGUACGUUUGGACGAGUUCGUCACCGCCGUGUGCGUCGGCGACUUGUGCACCGGCCCGAUGUUGGCCAUGCAACAAGACGCCUACGUUGGCUUUGAUACGUUCGAUACGAACGGCGAAGUCUCCUCCGAGGAUGAAACGCCGACGUGUUACGAAGGACCGGGUGGGCUCGAAACCACCUUUGUGGAGUGGGAUUACGACGCGUCCGCAAAGGCGCAGUGCGUGGCGUCCGCCGACGGUGCCGCCAAGGGUGUCGGUUCGUACUUGCAAGUGCCGAAAUCGCCGAUGGGUGUGUACAUGACCACUUUGAACGGUCAAGCACAAUCUAUCUGGCACGAUUACCACUUAGACUCUGGAGAUGGACACUUCUUCAUGGAUGAAUUGUUCCACACGUGCGCCAAGGAGGACGAUCCGGACACGUACGUCGACGCGUGCGAUGCGGCGUAUUUGGGUGAAUUGCCGAUGAAACCGACAAAGUCGGCGAGAAAAGCAGCCAAGCUGGCCAUGAAGCACCAUCGCGCGCACAGUAGCACGUUGAAGAACGUGAACGUGCCGAAACCGACGCCUGUCGCGCAAGUCGCCAAACCGGCGGCUGUCGCGCAAGCCAAGCCAGCUGCGGUAUCUAAGCCAUCUGCUGCGCAACAACAACAAGCGAAGCCUGUUGUGGUCGCGGCCGCGACGACUGUCAAGCCUGCUGCUGCUGCUGCUACCAAAACGCCAACCGUCGUGACUGCCAAGGCGGCGCCGGUUCGACCAGACGGCGUCUACGAAAAGAAACCGGACGGCAUGAUGCGCUUAGUCGCCACCGAGCGUAAAACGCCCGAGCAAGAGCUCGCGGAAAAGAAGAAUGCGGAAGAAGCGAAGAAAGCUGCCGAAACUAAAGUUGCCGCCGCGGAGAAGAAAGUGCAAGAUGCGAAAAACGCCGCGGAUGUCAAAAAAGCCAACGUGCAAAGCAAAAUCGCAGCGGACCAAGUGAACGCGGCGACGAAAGUGAUGAACGACGUCAGGCAGCAACAGCAAAAGCAGCAGCAGCAGCAAAAGCAGCAACAGCAACAACCAAAACAACAACUCAAACAACAGCAAUCAAACAACAACAUCAAAAUGACUCCAAUCAACGAAGAAGCGAAGAACCUCGAAAAACGAUUAGACUCCAUCGAAGCUUCGAUGGGCCGCGAAGAACUCGAAAAGAACUUACAAGCGGAAAAGUUAGCGAGAGGUAUCGCCAUCCCGGAUCUUCCCACCGCUACGACUCCUAAAGUCGCCUCCGCGACGAAGAAGCCAACCCAAGCGAAGAAACCAACAACAUCAUCCGUGAUUUCCGAAAUUUCCAUCGACGACAUCGCGGCUGAAAUCGCGGACGAGGCGAGCAUGGAAGGCGCGUAA
This is a messenger RNA of Bathycoccus prasinos, 3720 nucleotides long. RefSeq lists its product with no specific name. NCBI's taxonomy places the organism in Eukaryota, Viridiplantae, Chlorophyta, Mamiellophyceae, Mamiellales, Bathycoccaceae. The record is from RefSeq and is a predicted model, not a curated record. Gene Ontology annotation, biological process: mRNA cis splicing, via spliceosome. Gene Ontology annotation, cellular component: spliceosomal complex. The coding region runs from base 1 to 3720 and encodes 1239 amino acids. The transcript has a single exon.